AUGACUCGUGAUCACUUUGUCGUACACGGUUUUCAUCAGAAUAAAGAUGUUGAUUUAUCCAAAUCCAAAAGACAAUAUUCUGAUCAAAUAAGGUACUUAAACAAGCGUGUUUUUGUAAAAGUACUCAAAAAUGGAGAAACGUGUGAUAGGACAUGGCUAGUAUAUUCUGAAAGUUUAGGAAAAGUUUUUUGUGGUCCUUGUUUAUUAUUUAAUCAUGGAAAUAACAAUUUACUAGCGUCAACAGGAUAUGAUGACUGGAAAAAUGCAAAUGUACGCCUUAACCAACACGAAAAUUCAAAUAUUCAUAAACAAAGUAUUUUAAUAAUGAAUGAUAGAAGACAUAUUAGUUGCCGUGUAGAUAAACAGAUUGAGUCCCAAAUAAAUGAAGAAAUAAAUUAUUGGCGUAAUAUUUUACAUAGAUUAGUGGUUAUUACUCAGUCAUUGUCUUCUCGUGGUUUAUCAUUUCGAGGACAUGAUCAAAAUAUAGGGUCAAUUCACAAUGGUAAUUUUUUAAUGGUCGUUGAAGUUUUGGCAAAAUUUGAUCCAUUUAUGUCUCAACACAUUGCAAAAUACGGUAACAAAGGUAGUGGAUCGACUUCAUAUUUAUCUUCUACUAUUUAUGAGGAACUUAUACAACUUAUGGCUAAUAAAGUAACUUCUAAAAUUAUAGACGAAAUAAAAAAAAACAAAUAUUUUUCUAUAGUGUUAGAUUCGACUCCUGAUUUUUCUCACUCUGAUCAGUUAUCUAUUAUCUUACGCUACGUUCAUCAGGGUGUCCCAGUUGAACACUUUUUGACUUUUAUUUCUGGAUGCAGUCAUAAAUCUCAACAGCUUUGUGAAGUUGCUUGUAACACUUUAAAAAAAUUUAACAUCCCCAUUGAAGAUUGUCGGGGUCAGUCAUAUGACAAUGCCAGCAACAUGUCAGGACAAUAUACAGGACUACAAGCAAGAAUAAGAGAAAUAAAUCCUCUUGCUGUGUAUGUCCCAUGCGCUGCGCACUCGCUGAAUUUAGUUGGAGUCCAUGCUGUAGAAUGUUGUCCUGAAGCUACUAAUUUUUUUUGUAAUCUACAGCAUUUAUAUACUUUCUUUUCUGCUUCAACUCAUAGAUGGGAUAUUUUAAUGACUCAUUUCAGCUCUAAAUCUAAAACAUUGAAACGAAUUAAUACUACAAGAUGGAGUUCAAGGGAUGAUGCUUGUCUCAGCUAUAAUGAGUCUUGGAAUGAAAUAAUAAAUGCUCUGUCAGAAAUAGAAAAAGAAAAUAGUGAAACACCAGAAACUCGAAGUGAAGCAGCUGGGUUACGUCAUAACUUUGAAUACUUGGAAACUAAUUUUAUGGCAAUUUUAUGGGGUUUUUUACUAAAUAGAUUAAAUGCUGUAAGCAAAAAAUUACAAAGUAUUGAAAUCGAUGUAGUCAUUGUUUUGGAGUUAUAUGAUUCAUUAAUUGAACUUAUACGUUCACAACGUAAUGAAUUUGAUAAUUACGAAGAGAAAGCACUUAUUCGAUCUACAAUAAAACAGUAUAAAACUAGAAAUGAAUUAUUAAAAAGACGUCAGGCUUAUAAUUCAUUCUGUGAACCCUUUUUUUUCUUGACAAGAUUAUUUGAAUUGAAUCCAUGUGAGAUAAAACAUAAAUCAAACAACCUCUGGAAAAUAUAUCCAAAUGAUAUUGAUCGUGAAGACUUGCAAACGGAAUUAUUACAUUUAAAAGAUCAUUUACUUAUUAAAUUUGGUCCAAAAACACAAAUUUUUGUUUGUACACCUGCAACUAAUUGUUCGGCCGAAAGAUCGUUUUCGUGCCUCAAAAGGAUUAAAAAUUAUCAAAGAUCGACAAUGAGCCAACAGAGAUUAAAUGCUUUAGCAACAUUGUGUAUUGAAAAUAAAAUUACAACAGAAAUGGAUUAUGAAGACAUCAUAAAAGCCUUUGCGGAACAAAAAAGCAGAAGAAAAAUAAUUCUAUAA
Molecule: messenger RNA, 1959 nt
Organism: Melanaphis sacchari
Lineage: Eukaryota; Metazoa; Arthropoda; Insecta; Hemiptera; Aphididae
Product: zinc finger MYM-type protein 1-like
Exons: 3
Coding region: 1-1959 (652 amino acids)
Molecular function (GO): protein dimerization activity
Source: RefSeq, a predicted model, not a curated record